AUGGGUAGGCUCAUCAUCGAACUUGUCAUCCAUAUGCAUCUCGACACUAUCUUGAGCAUGGAGUGCAUCCUCAUAAAUCGUUUGGGUGAUGGUUCUCUCGAGUCUCCAUUGAUUGUGGUCAUGGUAAGUGAAAUUCGAUACUCUAGGGUCGGGAAGAAUGAGAUAGCUGACUCCUUGAGUACAAAACCAUGUAACCACCCCUACUCCCACGACAGAUAUGAUGUAUGUUUGUUAGAACUCGAACAUCCGAUAGAGUCUUGUAGUCUAUGGGCGUAUGGUCUUCUGGGAGCUCGAUGUCGAGACUACGGGAUAAAAGUGUGA
Molecule: messenger RNA, 321 nt
Organism: Lactuca saligna
Lineage: Eukaryota; Viridiplantae; Streptophyta; Magnoliopsida; Asterales; Asteraceae
Source: the annotation of a GenBank genome assembly